CGUCAGAUAGAAUUUGAGUUGGUAUGAUAUACCUUGGGACGAUACUAUGGCAGUUGAGUGAACACUUUCGUUGCAGUCGGCAGUGUCUCCAGUUUCCGAGGUCUGGAAAAUGUCGACAAAGAACGAAUUGGAGCCCAAAGCGGGCAGAAGCAAUGACGCAACAGAAACUACACCAUUGGUAGCUAAAAAUGAGGAUUGCGAUGGUGGCGAUGGGAGCCCUAGCAAAUCGGAGAAUGGAGGUCUAUCCGUCACGCAGACGGCAUUCCUCAUUGCUGGCGAGAUGGCUGGCAGCGGAGUCCUGGCGCUCCCUCGGGCUUUGGUCAAAACUGGCUGGGUAGGAGUCCCAAUCAUCAUCUUGAUGGGGGCAGUUGCGGCGUUCAGCGGGAAAAGACUCGGCGAUUGCUGGUCCAUCAUCGAGGACAGAGACCCUGAAAUGAGGAGCAGGAAGAGGAAUCCUUACGCCAUCAUCGCCGAUCAGGCCUUAGGCAAGAAAUGGAGUGUGGCCGUCUCAAUGGCAGUGACAGUUACUCUAUUUGGAGGCGCGGUGGUGUACCUCCUGCUAGCCGCACAGAUCAUAGAACACGUGUUCUUGUCCUUGGUCCCCUCGGUCACCUUCUGCGCCUGGUACCUCAUCGUGGCCGGGGCAAUGACCCCGCUCAUGCUGUACGGAACGCCUAAGGAUAUCUCUUUCACCGGAGUGAUAGCGUUCGGGGCAACAUUCGUCGCGUGCUUAUUGUACUUUAUCCAAAUGAUGAAUGACGUGAGACCCUUUGUCUACCGCUACGGCAUCCACGGGUUCCAGGACUUCUUCCUGGCUUUUGGCACCAUCUUGUUUGCCUUCGGAGGAGCUUCUACCUUCCCAACUAUCCAAAAUGAUAUGGCUGAUAAGAGCAAAUUCAGCAAUAGUCUGCAAUAUAGCUUUGCUGCCAUUCUCUUGCUGUACCUGCCGAUCGCGAUCGCCGGCUACGCAGUCUACGGCGAGGCAGUGGCUCCCAACGUGAGCACCUCCCUUUCAGCCACUCCUCUCACUCUGGUGGGCAACAUCCUCAUGGCCCUCCACCUGGUCGCCGCCUUCAUCAUUAUCAUCAACCCCGUCUGCCAGGAGAUGGAGGAACUGUACAAUGUGCCUAGAGACUCUACAGGCUGGAAAAUGGCCGUCCGUCUGUCCAUAAUGGCCGGGAUCCUCUUCAUCGGCGAGAGCAUCCCUCGCUUCUACACCAUUCUGGCCCUCAUUGGCGGCACCAGCGUCGCUCUGCUGACCUUUGUUUUGCCUUCGCUGUGUUAUCUGCGCCUCGUGGAACAACCCGCCAGGGAGGGACAGAGUCCUGUUGAGACCCCCGGGUGGAUGAAGAUGGUGUGCUGGGAGGUGAUAGCCCUGGGGGUGAUCGGCGGCAUCGCAGCUACGUACAGUGCCGUCAGCGCCAUUUUCAGCACUGCUCAGGCCACGCCAUGCUAUCUUCGGUAGAGUUAUAGCUGACACAUAGAGUGCGAAAUAAUCUAAGGCUAUAGAAAUGGAUUUCAUAUAUAUACAAUAAACUGCCUGCGUCUGUAAUUACUUUCAUAAAAUUACUUUCGUGAUAUGAACGACAAAUGUCUAAUCCAAUAUUGAAUUAAAAAAAGAUACAAGGCAUCUGAAAUUAAACAUUAAUAAUACAACCGUUUCAAAAUCUAAUAAUAUAGAAGUCGUAAGCACUGGAGAAUGUGAAGUUGACAGUUUUACAACUGCGCAGAUUGCGCAAAUGAUGAAAUGAAAUGUAUUUAAAGUUUACACGUGCAAGUCACAAGUUCAAUUUGGCAUUUCUAUUGUCUUAUAAUAUUUCGGUUUCUAUAUUUAGAAAGCGUUCGUUAGGGAAACGUGGUUUUAUCACAGAAUGUUAUUGUGCCAAUCAAGAUUUAAGCUGUUGUAUUUUUGUACAAUCUUUAAAUAAAGCCUUGGUUAUUGGUCUAAGUGUAAACCAAAACCUAAUAUUUUUUGUAUAUUUGAAAAACCUUAUUUGGAUCAAUAUGCUAGUAUAGGUUUAUUUCUUUCUCGAAUGCUAAAUUGCCAAGGAUUCAUUUCCCAAAUACAGAGAAAUGGGUUUCCGUUUAACAAAUUCAUUUUUAGUCCUGAAGUAUAAAGCCGAUAUAAAUAUCGAAAUAUUCUUUUAUUGUUAUAUAUUAAUUAAACUUCUUAUGUAUAAAAAAAGCUUUGUUAGUUACUCAAUCAAAGCAUAAAAACGGGUCUAUUUUUAAUAGGUUUGCAUACAUUUCUUUGUAGGUAUAUUCCAUAACUUAGACAAGAUUAAUUUUACCUAAAAGUGUAGGUACCUACAAUGUAUGUAAGACUUAACGAUAAAUGCCAUAUCAAGGAAUUUAGUAAGUUAAAGGCAAAUAAGUUAGAUAUUUUUAAUGC
Messenger RNA from Amyelois transitella, 2392 nucleotides. RefSeq lists its product as uncharacterized. Lineage: Eukaryota; Metazoa; Arthropoda; Insecta; Lepidoptera; Pyralidae. Gene Ontology annotation, cellular component: vacuolar membrane. The coding region runs from base 110 to 1465 and encodes 451 amino acids. The record is from RefSeq and is a predicted model, not a curated record. Gene Ontology annotation, molecular function: L-proline transmembrane transporter activity; L-alanine transmembrane transporter activity. The transcript is spliced from 9 exons. Gene Ontology annotation, biological process: amino acid transmembrane transport; L-alanine transport.